GGAAGUAUAUUUCCCCUUUUCCAGCUAAUGUCUCUACUGCAUCAUUACGGGUUUAUCGCGCCACUGAAUUGACUCCGAUCACUAUGCCGAGCCAAUGGAGCAAAUUCGGGCUUUUUGCGCGGCUGCGUGAGCGAGUAAAGGCUGCAAACUCAAAGCACGCCCAUCAGAGUGAUGGCACGGUUGGUACAGCACCUGCAACCAGCCUCGAUCAGCGACCGUGUCCACAGCAGCCCGAACCCGACGUUGCAAUCACCACCGACACCUGCACUGCCACCGCCGUUAGAGAUUUCGUGGAUAUCGAUGUUCCCGCUGACGACGAUUCCAUCGACAUGUCCCAGCGGGCCCAGCCUGGUUCGUCACAUGCCAGUCCGGCGCAGCUGACGCCCGCCGCGAGUAGGCUAGAAACACUGCCCUCUGAACUAAGACUCCAGGUUCUCGCUUACAUUCGCGACCUGGAUGAUUUGAGGUCGCUCAUCCUCGCGUCGCCCGUCAUUUACCAGCAAUACCGUCUAGAUCGGAAACAUGUGCUGAGCCGGGUGCUCCUUUCCACCCUCGGCAGCAUGCUGGUUGAUGCCCACGCCGUGCAGAGGUCUGCAACGCUUUAUAGUCCGCCUCGGCCGCUGGCCCCGGACGCAAUGCGGGACUUCCUUCACAGCUACAUUUCGCUGCGCUUCGCGGGGCCCGAACUGGCGCUCGAAGACUGUACCCUAGCCGACCUUCUCGACAUCGCAGUCUUCCACCAGUCUGUCGCUCGACCCCUAUCGCUGAAGUGCGCAGCCCUCUUCCUCCAACAUCUCGAUCCUUCCCUCGAGGUCGGUAGUCUGUCCGAUGCAGAACAAACACGUCUUCUACGGGCCUUGUACCGCUUUCAGCUUUACUGUAACCUCUUCGGUCAGGGGCCCAAACCUAGACGAUACCGCGCAAUGCCCAUGCUUGACCCUACCGAGACACUGGCCCUCUUCUUUAGCAACCUUAACCCCUGGGAGGUAGAGGAAAUUGACUGCAUCUACACCCUGAUACGGAAUAAGUACGAUGCAGUCUUCGAUGCCUCCCAGUGCGAAGCAGCUGACCGCCGGCUACUGAGGGAAGGCACUGCCUUGAGGGGGAUCCAGCUGUUCUCCCAGGUCUUGGCAACCCACAACCACGAGGAGCUGGUCAAGACGAUACAGCGAUACCAGGUCCCGUGCUACACGUAUGAGCAUGUCCUGAGUUGGGCGACGCAACACAGCAGACGAGCUCUCUACGCUUCCGAAGGUGAUCUCGCCGAAGCUCGUAGGGAGAAGCUCGUUUUUGCCGGCGACACCGAGGACGGCCCGCCGCUCGCUUGGGUCAUUGGCUGGCGCGGAAGAUAUGUAAACGCCUACGGACCCAUCAUUCCUGCCCCUCUGAAGACAUGGGGUCAUGUAUUCUGGGAUCGCCGCCGCUUAAUCGAGAGCAAGGGGAAGGACGAGGUCCUGCUCACGAGGGAUGGACAAGGUCAAGCUACAUAAUGCGGCCACCUUAAUCAAGUGGGAGGUUAGUGAAUCUUGGGCUUUGGAAAAUAUGGGCUUGAUGAUUAUUAUACUACGAGUGAACACCUUAGGUGUGUCCUACAGUGGGUAAUACUAGGUAGGUCUGAGUCAGCAGUUAAGUUACUGUUGGACUACUAAGGCCUUAUCGUCUUUGUGUUCACUGUGGCUUUCAAGCCGUCCCACCCUAUAAGCCACAGAAGUGGCUUACCUGGGCAUAUCUAGAUUCCUCUCUCUUACAUAUCACGAAUUCAGCUACCUAUCUUCAU
This is a messenger RNA of Chaetomium strumarium, 1777 nucleotides long. RefSeq lists its product as uncharacterized. The coding region runs from base 84 to 1490 and encodes 468 amino acids. The record is from RefSeq and is a predicted model, not a curated record. The transcript is spliced from 2 exons. NCBI's taxonomy places the organism in Eukaryota, Fungi, Ascomycota, Sordariomycetes, Sordariales, Chaetomiaceae.